Messenger RNA from Xenopus tropicalis (tropical clawed frog), 3878 nucleotides. It is a transcript of the gene cfap92, whose product is annotated as cilia and flagella associated protein 92 (putative). Bases 1 to 3780 code for a protein of 1259 amino acids. NCBI's taxonomy places the organism in Eukaryota, Metazoa, Chordata, Amphibia, Anura, Pipidae. The record is from RefSeq and is a predicted model, not a curated record. The transcript is spliced from 18 exons.
AUGGCCCCGCCUCCGCCCCUUAUUGCCUGUCACUUUGACUUAGCCCCGCCUCCGCCCCUUAUUGCCUGUCACUUUGUCUUAGCCCCGCCUCCGCCCCUUAUUGCUGUCACUCUCAUCACAACUCCGCCCAACGCAGUAGAAAGAGAACAAAUAGCCACGCCCCUCCACUCUCAAUCUCACGGUUCCCCGCCUCUUAUCUUGGCAGCCCCUCCCCUAAGUCCGCCGGUCCCUAUAGCAACCAGCCAAGCGCCGCGGUGUCUCAGGGGAGAGUCCGCAGAGGAGGAAACUCGGAAAGGAAAGGGCAAAUCUGCCAAGAAUGUUAUUGAGGCCCCCAAGGCCCAGGGCUAUUACCACUUUGAGUACUUCCUGCUCCCCGGGGACACAGAGCCAAUGAGGGCCGAUGUGGUGUCGUUUGGUGCAGUCGCAAAGUUGUACUUGGAACAUGAGUCCAGGAUUCUGAAGCCGUGGCACGACAGUGACAGAACGUGGCUGAUUUGGACCCACAGCGUGGAACUGAGCGUCACCAAGAACCUGCUCCUCGCGCUUCUGACCCAUGAAGUUCAGGUUCAAGUCUGGAGCAGCAAAGAGAAAGUGGCGCCCAAAGCUCGAUUUGAUAGGCCGAAGGCUUUCAGGGUCCCCCAAGGACGGCAGGGAGAGGACCCCAAAGUGAAGGAUUUAAUUCUGAGGCAGAUAAAGAUCUAUGAGGAGGGGCGGCCGAGAGCGAGCUUUGUGGCCAAUGGAAGAGAGGGAACGAGCAGCUCACAGGGAGGGGGCGCCAGAGAAUCGCUGUGUGAUGUAGAGAUGGAACGAUCUCCUGAUCCCCCCGCGAUGCCCCAUUCUGCAUCUGCCCCAGAGAAGGGCAACAUUAACCCCUCGCUAGAAAGUCUCCCUGUGAGUCUGAGAGGGACCCGCAAGGUUGGAACAAGUCACUCAGACGCUCAGGAGCUCGAUGCCGCCCUCCAGAGACUGAAACUGAGCGCAACGACUGAUACAGUGACACAGAGGGGGAAGAGGAAAGCGCAAGAGGAACGGAGUGAGAAGACGCCAAGUGCCAGUUUGCUGCGGGGGGAGGGGAAAUGCCUGGGACUGACACUCAGCUUUCUGCCCCUCGUUGCCGGAGACCUGAGGGCGGCCAAUCGAUUCCAGGAGACAUCGGAGCGGAUAUUAGACUGUUACGUCUCGUUGGCUUUAGACGCCCCCCUGCUCUCCGACCAACAGAAAAGGGACUUCAACCCAUUGGUCAUUCGUAUCCAUUCUGCCACCUCCCUCCCGGUAACGCCAACACCAAUCAGUGCCCUGAAGGAUCAGUGUCUCCCCGUGUUCUGCCGGUACCGGUUCUGCAAUCAGCCCCCCCACCGGACCCAGGGCCGGGAACACGGGACACACGUGUACUUUGAGGACGUGAAUGUGAUUUUGGCGGGAAGCCUGAGUCCGGCAGAGCUGCGCGAGUUCCUCCAGGGCCCCCCGUUAGAAAUCGAGGUGCACGACCGGGACAAGAGGGCAGUCGGGGGGUCCGGUAGCCCCUCGCUUUUCGGCGCCGAGCCAGAGGAUGAGAAACUGAGUAAUGUGGGACUCGUCACCUCCAAACCGACCAAUCACAAUCCGUAUAGAGAGGGGGAGGAGCUUCGGCACCCGUACGGCGUGGCCAGGGUGGAUAUGAGCGAAUUGCUGCACGGGGCCAAGUACCUGAACCUCUGCGCCCCGAUCCAUAACUGCGCCGCCCCCGACCCCAUUGGCCAAAGUGGGAAAAGUCCUGGAAUUCUGGGGGCAGUCGAUGGCCCCCCGGCGGGACGUUACCUGGACGCCCAGUCGCUGCUGAAGGUGCGGGUCGACAUCGCGGUGCCACUUGCCCUCCAACCCGGAGGCUCCGACUGCCCCUUUGGGCUCAUCGUCUACAUCUUCCAUUAUAAGGAUGGGCGGUUCCUAGAGAAGCUCCUCCUCCAGAUCGGCCAAAUCAAUGCCAAGGCCCUGAACUUGGGGGGCUCCCCGGAUGGUCCCACCCAGGAGGCUCUUUCCCUAUUGGCUCUGAGGGACGAUCAGAGAGACGACCCCUCCCUGGAUGUAAUAACGGGGUUCCACCUUAUGGACGGGGAGAUGCACCUCUUUGUGCUGGAGGGUCUGAGGGAGAAAGGGGUCAGGGAGCUCUGGGAAACCCUCCCAACCAGGGCAGCGGAGCUGGAAAUUCUGUACAACUCCCAGCUGGCUUUCCGGCAGCGCCGGUACCGAGACCUGGGGGUCCUGCUGUGCCACAUUCAGCUCCAUGCACCCCUCUCCGCCAUCGUGCGGCAGCCCCUCCUCUAUGUCAGGGACAUGGUACCGACCCCCUGCUUCCACGCACUCUCCAGGCUGGACUUCCUGCGUGGGGCGAAGACGCUGCGCCGGGCCCUACAGCGGGACUUGCUGCCCUCGGCGGAUAUGAUCGAGCUCCUGAGCCGGGAAUUUGGGGUGCCUGUAACCCCGACUCACUCAUUCCCUAAGGAAGAAACAUCUGUUACUCAAAACCCGGUUAUUCCCGACGGCGCUGCCCAAAGGGGGGGUAGGAAGCUGGCACUCGGCCCCCUGGACAACUGCAACACCCAAUAUACUGAGUUGAAGCGGGACAGGGAGAGGCAGGGAAGGGACUUCAUCCAGAGUAACAUAGAGAAGGUGAACCGUCUGAGCCGACUCAUGAGGAGACACAGUGGCGACUGGAUCAGAAUCUCUCCCUGUGCCGGCACCGCAGUGCAUAACUACAGCUCCCAGACCCUCAGCUCCAGCCGAUUGGCUCACAGGGCAUUACUGCAGGCGCUGGCAAAGGAGCCGAGACAGAGAUUCACUUACUCACAAGAGUUUCACUCGGCGACGGUGAGUUUGUCCGACCCCGACGCCGACAGGAAAGUCCUCGCUGCGCAGUCAAAGGGCAAAUGGAUGAGUCCUGGGGGGUUUGUGUACCCCGGGUUCAAGAGCAGCAUCGAGAGCAAUGAACACCCCAAAAAGCCAGAUGAAGCGCGAAUAGCGGAACUCAGUAAAGCAUGGAGGGAAGGCACCCUGCACAGAAAUACCCAGCAGCCCACCCUUCCCAGAGAGCGUUGGUGCUGGGAGCAGCGACACCAGGACUUCCAGUUGCCCCCCAAAGUGUCAGACACAGACGGGCAGUUGCCCCCCCCCAGCGCCCCCCCGACAGGUGAGACCCCGCAGGAGGAAGAGAGGAGAGGCCGGCGGGCCGAGUACCAGCAGGAGGGCCCCAGAGCUAAUACUCAGAGCAUGAGGUUCCACCGGUGCCUGGCGGCUACAGAACUGGCAGCAGGGGGGCCCCAGGCCAGUAGCGCUCAGGGCCGGCUGGAGGGGCUCCUGAAGGAUAAACCUGCCAAACUGUCUCUGCGCCGGGCCGGCCUGGCACUGAAGCCGGUGCCGGCGCUGUCUGUGCUGCAGAACUCUGGGCCCAACCCCAAUUACAUUGGCCAGGAGGGGGGGCAGCUCCGUGCCAGUCACUUUGUGCCAGGAGAGUUGGGGCGCCACCGCCUGACGUGGGAAGGAAACGCAAUCCCCUGUCCCAACACAGAGCGUGGAAAGUUCCAGCAACUGAAAGGCCAAGACUUCAACCUAAACUGCUCCCAGCACUCGUUUCUGUACAAAGGAGAAAUAAAGGAUCUGAGCCCAGAAGAGAGAGGGGUUCUGCUGGCGCUGGCCCAGACCCGGGCACAGGGGGGCACAGAGCCGGGCACAAAGAGAAGGGUUCAGGCCUCCGGCAACAUUAUCCAGACCCAGAGCCACAAUGGAUUCCUGCUGCAGGUUCAGUAAACUCCGCCCCUUUCACAUAUGAGAAUAAUGAUUCGCCGGUGGAUAACAGAGUCGCUGCCCUUUAUUGUAGCAGAAAUAAAACAGCAGGUAAACUUCCC